AUGCUGAAUACAACCUCAGUCACCGAAUUUCUCCUCUUGGGAGUGACAGACAUUCAAGAACUGCAGCCUUUUCUCUUCGUGGUUUUCCUCACCAUCUACUUCAUCAGUGUGACUGGGAAUGGAGCCGUUCUGAUGAUUGUCAUCUCCGAUCCUAGACUCCAUUCCCCUAUGUAUUUCUUCCUGGGAAACCUGUCCUACCUGGAUAUCUGUUACUCUACGGUGACACUGCAAAUGCUGCAGAACUUUCUCUCUACACACAAAGCAAUUUCUUUCUUGGGAUGCAUAAGCCAGCUUCAUUUCUUCCACUUCCUGGGCAGCACGAAGUCCAUGUUGUUGGCCGUGAUGGCAUUUGACAGCUCUGUGGCUAUCUGCAAGCCACUUCGCUACACUGUCAUCAUGAACCCUCAGCUCUGUACCCAGAUGGCCAUCACAAUCUGGGUCAUUGGUUUUUUCCAUGCCCUGCUGCACUCCAUAAUGACUUCUCGCUUGAACUUCUGUGGUUCCAACCGUAUCCAUCAUUUUCUCUGUGAUAUUAAGCCAUUGCUAAAGCUGGCCUGUGGGAACACUGAGCUUAAUCAGUGGCUACUCAGUACUGUCACGGGGACAAUUGCCAUGGGCCCCUUCUUUCUGACACUUCUCUCCUAUUUCUACAUUAUCACUUAUCUCUUCUUCAAGACCCGUUCUUGUAGCAUGCUCUGUAAAGCACUGUCCACUUGUGCCUCCCACUUCAUGGUAGUUAUUCUUUUCUAUGCACCUGUUCUCUUCACCUAUAUCCAUCCUGCGUUAGAGAGCUUCAUGGACCAGGACCGGAUUGUUGCCAUCAUGUACACUGUGGUCACUCCUGUACUAAACCCACUGAUCUAUACUUUGAGGAACAAGGAAGUGAAGGGGGCCUUGGGUAGAGUGAUCAGAAGGCUUUGA
Molecule: messenger RNA, 921 nt
Organism: Pan troglodytes (chimpanzee)
Lineage: Eukaryota; Metazoa; Chordata; Mammalia; Primates; Hominidae
Gene: OR12D2
Product: olfactory receptor family 12 subfamily D member 2
Biological process (GO): G protein-coupled receptor signaling pathway
Cellular component (GO): membrane
Molecular function (GO): G protein-coupled receptor activity; olfactory receptor activity
Source: RefSeq, a predicted model, not a curated record